CCUAACUUCGCAAUUGGCGCAAAUGUCUUCAACGAAACCCAGUUUGAAGCGCAAAGCUUCUAUAGUUGAAGUUGAUCAAAAAGAUCAGGCAUUUUCUGACGAUGAGUUUGGAGAUGGCCUUCUUGAGGGUGUGCUAGACGACGAGUCAGACGAUGAAGAAUCCGAAGUAGAACAUGACGAUGACGAUGACGACGUUAAUGAAGAUACUUUCGAUCCUGAAAACGACGAGUUAGACAGCGACGAUAUACCAACCGAUGAUGAAGGCCUAGAAAGAAAGAAAUUGGAGAAUGGACCUGAGUCGGAUCAAGAGGAUGUUGGUCCUCAUUAUAGAGUUGAAACAGACGCCAACGGGGGGACGAGAUAUGUUUACGAUGAUGUCGACCCCGUCUACGACUCAGAUGACUCGGAUGCUCAAGAACCCGCAAACACGAUUGGCAACAUACCUCUUUCAUUCUAUGAUUCGUAUCCUCACAUAGGGUACGAUAUCAAUGGGAAGAAGAUCAUGCGCCCAGCCACUGGCGAGGCUUUGGAUGCUUUAUUAGACAGUAUAGAGGUCCCUAAAGGAUGGACUGGUCUUACCGAUCCUGCCACCGGAAAGCCCUUGAAUUUAAGCCAGGAUGAGCUAGAAUUGUUGCGACGAGUUCAAAUGAACGAAAUUCCAGAGGAGGGAUAUGACCCAUAUCCUGAUACUGUAGAAUGGUUUACAAGUUUUGAAGAGACAAUGCCAUUGAGUGCCGCACCGGAGCCGAAACGACGCUUCUUGCCCUCGAAGCAUGAAGCUAAACGAAUUAUGAAGCUAGUUAAGGCAAUCCGGGAAGGUCGCAUUUUACCAUACAAGCCUCCAGAGGAGAAACAGAGAGAGGAGGAGGAACAAGAAGAAAUCCAUUACGACCUAUGGGCCGACGAGACACCUCGACCACCUAACGUAAUGCACAUUCCAGCACCCAAACUCGCUCCUCCUGGCUAUGACCUCAGCUACAACCCACCUCCAGAGUAUCUCCCCACAGAGGAUGAAAAGAAGGCUUGGGAAGAGACGGAGCCGGAGGAACGAGAAAAGGAGUAUCUGUCCCAAAAGUACGACUCAUUACGGAGAACUCCAGCAUAUGACCAGUUUGUCAAGGAACGCUUUGAGAGGUGCCUUGAUCUCUACCUUGCACCCCGAAUACGGAAGAACAGAUUGAAUAUUGACCCAGCUUCAUUGCUCCCUAAACUGCCACGACCCGAGGAAUUACGACCAUUCCCAACAGUUGCGUCGAUAGAAUAUACCGGUCACGAGGGCAGAGUACGGUCGGUUGCUGUCGAUCCAUCAGGACAGUGGCUAGCCAGCGGCGGCGACGAUGGUACCGUCAGAGUCUGGGGUCUUACAGAUGGCAAACAGCAAUGGCAAGUCAAAUUAAGUAGCGAAGACCCGGUAGACGUCGUGCGAUGGAGGCCAGGUCAGGAGGCAUCAAUUCUUUCAGCAGCUGUGGGCGAAGAUAUUUUCUUUAUGAUCCCUUCGUUCGGAAAUCCGGAACUAGAACAAGCUAGUCGCGAUAUAUUGGAUGCAGGAUUCGGGUACGCAACCAACGGCAAACAGCUUACGACAACUAACGGAGCGGCGCGAAAAGACCCACCUGCGAAAUGGGCUCGACCUGGAGCACGACUGGAAGACGAAGGGGUGCUGUUAAAAGCAACAGUUCGAUCGCCAGUGAAAACUAUCAACUGGCACCGAAGAGGAGAUUUUCUAUGCACCGUAUCUCCGAGCGGACAGAGGAGUUCUGUGGCUAUCCACACGCUUUCUAAGCAUCUGACUCAGAUUCCCUUCCGGAAGCUACCCGGGUUGGCACAGGCGGCAUCAUUCCAUCCUUCACGUCCCCUGUUCUUCGUAGCCACCCAACGAUCGAUACGCUGUUACGACCUUCAAAAGCAGGAGCUGAUCAAAUCAAUCCAGCCCGGAGCUCGCUGGAUUUCUUCAUUUGAUGUACAUCCUGGCGGUGAUAACUUGGUUGUUGGGUCGUAUGAUCGUCGUUUGCUCUGGCAUGACCUUGAGAUGUCAAACCGGCCUUAUAAGACCAUGCGAUUCCAUCCUCAAGCCAUCAGGGCUGUAAGAUUUCACCGGUCUUAUCCAUUGUUCGCAGACUGUAGUGAUGAUGGAACUUUACAAAUAUUCCACAGCAAAGUUGUGAGCGACCUGAUGGAAGGACCGACCAUCGUUCCCGUCAAGAUGCUCAAGGGGCAUAAGGUUGUUAAUAAGCUUGGCGUGACGGACGUCGACUGGCAUCCCCAGCAUCCCUGGUGUGUAAGUGCUGGCGCUGACGGGACUUGUAGGCUAUGGACAUAAGCCCGGUUUUGUAGGAAAUAAUGUGUAGGUGUGUACCCAAUGACAUCCUGGCUAGGACGUUACAAAGAGUCAUAUAGCGACGGCGUUUUGUUAGAGAAAUAUACCUCUUAUCACCCAAGAUCCUUGCGCGUUCUUCCAAGGGUCUUAGGGUGGGUUUUACAUACAAUCACCGCCUCGUCACAUCCAAUCGAGAUACAGCUUGUUGGUCUUUCGACCCACCAUUUUCAUCCGUUUGACAACGGCACCCAAUCAACUAGUACAUUUCUG
Messenger RNA from Annulohypoxylon maeteangense, 2587 nucleotides. Its product is annotated as ribosome biogenesis protein erb1. The transcript has 2 exons. Gene Ontology annotation, molecular function: ribonucleoprotein complex binding; protein binding. Gene Ontology annotation, cellular component: PeBoW complex; preribosome, large subunit precursor. Gene Ontology annotation, biological process: maturation of LSU-rRNA from tricistronic rRNA transcript (SSU-rRNA, 5.8S rRNA, LSU-rRNA); ribosome biogenesis. Bases 23 to 2320 code for a protein of 765 amino acids. Lineage: Eukaryota; Fungi; Ascomycota; Sordariomycetes; Xylariales; Hypoxylaceae. The record is from RefSeq and is a predicted model, not a curated record.